Messenger RNA from Xylona heveae TC161, 1771 nucleotides. RefSeq lists its product as hypothetical. The record is from RefSeq and is a predicted model, not a curated record. The transcript has 3 exons. The coding region runs from base 198 to 1595 and encodes 465 amino acids. NCBI's taxonomy places the organism in Eukaryota, Fungi, Ascomycota, Xylonomycetes, Xylonales, Xylonaceae.
UCAUGAUAACUCGACAAACAGUUCUUCUUCGUCUGAGGUAAUCUUCAUGUCUUUUCAUAGUAGCAUGCGAUAGUAAAUCCAUUACUGGCUCGCUCCAGCUCACCACUCCAGACAGUUACUACAAUCUUCAGAAGGGCAAUAUUCCAUAUGUCAGCUGUGAUCAAAGCUCUUAUCCUGGAUUGUUUGAUGUCAACAGGAUGCUUGACACCGUGGCUGGCGACAACCCACAGGCCAUUAUUCUUUUUAGCAAAUCAGCUUCUGGAUGCUCGCUCACCCCCAAUAGCGGAUUCAGCUUUCAGAUGCUCUACAGCAUGACGAACUCGAAUGAAGGCAGUGCAAUACAAACUGGCCUGUUGAAUCGGCAACAAAUAUCUGCCCAGAUUGGGCCGGACAAUUCCAAUUCCAAUUCAAGCUCGGGCAAUAAUAAUAAUUCUGGUGGCAAUGGUGGCAAUGGUGCUGGAACUCCUACCACCGCUGUGGCCAUGAUUAUCCUCUACAGCGUAACAGGCGUCAUCACUGCUCUGUUUUUGCUCAUUAUUGUCACGGGUGCUGUCCGUGCCCAUCGUCACCCUGAACGUUAUGGACCCCGGAACGUGCUUGGACGCACCCGGCAGAGUCGUGCCAGAGGCCUUGCUCGUGCCAUGUUGGAUACAAUUCCGAUUGUUAAAUUUGGCGAAGCACAUGAGCAACCCAAGCCUGCGGACCAGGAUGUGGAGUUGGCCAAUACGGCUGGUCAGCCAGGAAAUGAGACUACCGCCACUGGAGGUGGGACCAAGCAUGGUGGAAUCGAAUCUGCUGCCGAAGUCGUUGCAACCCCAAGUGAUGGCGCUUCCACUACUAUGCCUGGGGCCUCAGCCUCUCAUGAUCCCGCUUCUCAUGAUCAAGUCCAGCCUGUGUCCUCAGCAGACCACCUUGAAGAGCAUCAGCCGGCAACAAACAGCAACGAGGAAGGUCUCACAUGUUCCAUUUGCACUGAUGAGUUUGUCAAGGGACAGGACAUCCGUGUGCUUCCCUGCAAUCACAAAUUCCAUCCUGAAUGUGUUGAUCCAUGGCUGCUAAACGUCUCAGGAACUUGUCCGUUGUGCCGUAUUGAUCUCCGUCCUACUACCUCUCGCACCUCGGAAAAUGACCGCCAAGAAUCUGAUUCCCAUGAUCAUGGACGCAAUGGCCUUCCUCCGCCACUUGCCGCUGAUGCCGAAACUGCUACCGGCGGCCCAGGAAAUCGCUCCUCUCGUCGCUUUAGCGCCUUCAUUCACCAGACACUUGGCCCCAGCCGGAUGCAAGACGCCACUGCUGAAGAACGCAUUGCUGUUUUACGUCGAUUCCGCGACCACUGGCGACAGAACAAUGAAACCUCUGCUUCUGACCGUAAUGGAUCUGGUGUUGCGCCUAAUUAUCCCGAUGGCGAGCAAGAUCGCUCAACCCGUCAACGCCUGAAUGCCCGAUUCCGCGAUACAUUCCACAUUCGCACUCGUCGCCGGGAUAGCAUGCUUGUAGGAGCAACUCACGAUCAGCAUGGUCCAACGGCUUCAUCUGCUUCGAACAACGAUCAGCCGCCUCCGGAAGUAAACGGCGAUCCUGCUUCGCGGGUCUAAGCCCUGGUCCUCCAUUGCCUCGCAUUGCAUGACACAGUGUUUCUCGAUUGUUAUUUCUCAUCGGUCUUUUCGCCUUCUCUCGGAAUUCUCGGCUUCACCACAAGAAGACAUGGGAUUUACAAGCGAGCUACAAUAAAAUCUAGCGCUUUUAGUGGGGGCAUUUUUGUUCCUCACAG